GAAACUGCGCCGCCGCGGCCACGCCUCUCCCUGGCUCCUCCGCGGCGUCCCGGAAGCGGCUCCGGGCAGUGCGGAGGCGGCAAAAUGGCGGCGCCCAGGCGGGCGCGUGGGGAGGAUGCGACGUCUGAGGACGCGUCGCCGGAAUCGAAGCGGCCCCGCGGGCAGCGGCGGCUCGUGGUGGUGCUGGAGGGCGCGAGUCUGGAGACCGUUAAGGUGGGCAAGACAUUUGAGCUCCUCAAUUGUGACAAGCACAAGGCACUACUCUUGAGGAACGGCCGGGACCCUGGGGAGGUGCGGCCUGACAUCACCCACCAGAGUCUCUUGAUGCUCAUGGACAGCCCUCUGAACCGGGCUGGUCUCCUGCAGGUUUAUAUCCAUACCCAGAAGAAUGUUCUAAUUGAAGUCAAUCCCCAAACCAGAAUCCCAAGAACUUUUGAUCGAUUUUGUGGCCUUAUGGUUCAGUUGCUGCAUAAGCUCAGCGUUCGAGCAGCUGAUGGGCCUCAGAAACUGUUGAAGGUGAUAAAAAAUCCAGUCAGCGAUCACCUCCCUGUGGGUUGUAUGAAGAUAGGUACCUCUUUUGCAGUUCCAAAGGUGUCAGAUCUGCGUGAACUGGUUCCUGCAGUGGAGCCAGUUGCCAUUGUUGUGGGAGCUUUUGCCCACGGUUCGGUCAAUGUUGACUACACAGAAAAGAUGGUCUCCAUCAGCAACUAUCCCCUGUCUGCUGCCCUGACGUGUGCUAAAAUUACUACUGCCUUUGAGGAAGUCUGGGGAGUAGUUUGAUCUGCUGCUGUCCUGGGGGACUCUAUACAGUGAUUCCACAUGCUGGAGAGGCUUUUACUUGGGUGUGAACCUGGAGGACCUUGGGCUCCUGGAAAGGAAAACACCUCAACUUAGUCCUUGUAGCUUCUGAGGCAAUGAGACUUUAAAGGGACUGCCCCACCAACCUUUUUUUCUCUAAUUAAAGGUCACUUUGAUAAGAGUGCUUGUGUAUUUUACUUUCUCAUGUUUAAUACAUGGGCAGGCUUCAAUCCCUUUACAGCAGGGAUUCAGCCCAA
Molecule: messenger RNA, 1055 nt
Organism: Cuculus canorus (common cuckoo)
Lineage: Eukaryota; Metazoa; Chordata; Aves; Cuculiformes; Cuculidae
Gene: EMG1
Product: EMG1 N1-specific pseudouridine methyltransferase
Exons: 6
Coding region: 85-780 (231 amino acids)
Biological process (GO): rRNA base methylation
Cellular component (GO): nucleolus; small-subunit processome
Molecular function (GO): rRNA binding; rRNA (pseudouridine) methyltransferase activity
Source: RefSeq, a predicted model, not a curated record